AUGCUGCAAGAAUGCAUUGUCGGGGCACAAACUUGUUGCAGAGCUGUUUCGAGCAGAUUUGAAAAAAUAAAAUUCUAUAUUUUCUUUUUUCAGAAGUCGAUCGUAAUUGUCCAUCUUCUGGUUCUUCUUGGCUGCUGCGCCGCAUUUCCGGUCAAACCGGAGGACGAUACCAGUCCACUCGUCAAUCCAAUUUUCCUCCAAGAACCGACUAAUCUUGGAAACAAAGUUGAAGAUAAUUCAUCUCCAGUGGCGUACAUACUUUUUCUGAGCAAAUUGGAUGGAUCGAAAAGAAACUUCGAUGGGAUUUCGAUGGAGAAACGCAACGUGGUGGAAGACGAGGAUCUCGAACCAGCAGCUGGUACUUAUGCUCUUCGACCACUCUUCGUCUAUCGACAACAAGUGGCGUACAGGCAACGACUUAGAAAUAGUCGUCAAGGAAAUGGUUUCUGAAUGGCGUUAAUGGCGUCGUUUUUUAUAAUGUUGACAACUUGAUGCAAUGAAAAGGCAGCAGAUUUGAAAAUUAAUGAGAGCUCUGGUGAUUCUUAAACGGAUAUUUAUGAAUG
Molecule: messenger RNA, 563 nt
Organism: Apis dorsata (giant honeybee)
Lineage: Eukaryota; Metazoa; Arthropoda; Insecta; Hymenoptera; Apidae
Exons: 2
Coding region: 1-450 (149 amino acids)
Source: RefSeq, a predicted model, not a curated record